Molecule: messenger RNA, 750 nt
Organism: Candida tropicalis MYA-3404
Lineage: Eukaryota; Fungi; Ascomycota; Pichiomycetes; Serinales; Debaryomycetaceae
Exons: 1
Coding region: 1-750 (249 amino acids)
Source: RefSeq, a predicted model, not a curated record
AUGAAUAAUAUAUUUCAAUCAACAUCAGUUAGAGGUCUUACCACUUCUUUAACAAUUGGAUCAGCUGUAUUAGAAUUGUUGAAACUUUCUGAUAUUUUAGAAGUUAAUUUUUCAAAUGCUUCAAUAACUCCAUUAACAGAAUAUCCAAUUGCAUAUUUUAUACGUCAAGAUAGAAAAGAUAAAAAUCGAUUAAUUAGAGUAUUUAAUGGUUAUGGAGAACAAAAAUAUUCUUUUGAAAGAUUAAGUUCAUUUAAUCCAAUUUGGAGAAUGUUAACUUUUCCAGAACGUAAAGAAAUUGCAACUUUAAAAAUUGGUUUAACUGAUAGAUCAAUAAAUUUUCAUAAUAAAUCAAAUUUACAACAUCGAGUAAUAUUUAAAGAUUGGGGAAUGAAUGGAAGAUUUAGAUCUUUUUAUUUGAAUGAUGGUUGUAAAUAUUCUUGGUCUUCAACAACAAGAUUUUUAGAGAAAGUUAUUAAUCCAAAUGGUGGUGUAGAAGAAAAUAGAAUAAGAGUAGCUAAAGUUAAAUUAAUGAGACAAUUUAAAUUGGAUUUUGAAGUUUUAGUCGAUCAGGAAAAUGUUGAUCCUGAAAUUGUAUUGGCUACUGCUUUUAUUGGAAUGUUUACUCAAUGGGGAGUAGGAAAUUUUACUGAUACUAUUGGUCCAACAUAUAUUCCCCAAAAGAUUACUAGUCAAACCAGUAGAAAAUUGGAAACAAUCGACGAAAGCAAAGAAGAGGAAAUUGACAAGUGA